Molecule: messenger RNA, 1484 nt
Organism: Cavia porcellus (domestic guinea pig)
Lineage: Eukaryota; Metazoa; Chordata; Mammalia; Rodentia; Caviidae
Product: speedy protein E4-like
Exons: 7
Coding region: 1-1107 (368 amino acids)
Biological process (GO): positive regulation of cyclin-dependent protein serine/threonine kinase activity
Molecular function (GO): protein kinase binding
Source: RefSeq, a predicted model, not a curated record
AUGCGUGGAGUACAGAAGGGCGCGAAGUACACAUGCGCAGAAGCGCGCCGGAAGUUCGCGUUCCAGGAUCGCGCCAAAUUCCUGAAGAGGAAGAGAGAUUGCUCCUCAGAAUCUGGGGAGCAGCAGCAGGAGGACCUAGGAAGUCUCCUCAGAGGAGCCCCCAGGCCAACACCCUUCCUCCUGCCUGAGUUACCUAUCAAAAAGGAAGAGCAGGAUGCAUCCUCUUCCAAAUCAGAAUCAGAGAAGGAAGAGAAGGAGGAGGGUCAUCAGGGGGAUUCUGCUUCAGCCUUGAGGGGGAACCCCAGCCUCUCACCUCGGUCCCCUGGCCACAAGUGGAAGAGGGAGUGCUCCUCAGAGGCCAAGGAGGAGCAGAGGGGGGGCCGCUGGUGCUCUGAUGCAGCCCCACAGGAAGGCAUCAGGCUCCCACCUCGCAAGAGGUGGAGGGAGUAUCUGUCCCUGAUGGAAAAGGAGCAGCAAGAGUCAUUGCGAUGCCUACGCCCUGAGCCUUUGACCCACCUAGGUGACAUGGAGAUGCCCUGUGGCCUGAAGAGGAAGAUGAAGAGGAAGCACCUGUGCUCAGUGCUGCCUGUGUACCACGAGGCCUUCACUCGGCUGCUCGAGGAUCCAGUUAUCAAGAUCUUCCUAGCCUGGGAUGAAAACCUGAGGGCCUCUGACAAGUAUCUCCUGGCCAUGGUCAUCGCCUACUUCAGCCGGGCCGGCCUCUUCCCCCGGAAGUACCAGAGAAUCCAAUUCUUCCUGGCGCUAUACCUGGCCAAUGACAUGGAGGAGGAUGACCAGAUUCCUAAACAAGCCAUCUUAUUGUUUCUCUACACCUGGAAUUUGAAAAAGGUUCCCCAGUUCCACAAGCUGCGCUACCAAUUCAUCUGCUACAUGGACUGGAACCUCAGGGUGACCCGAGAGGAGUGUGAGGAGAUCCAAGCGUAUGACCCUGCACUCUGGGUGUGGAGCCGAGAUCGCGCCCUCAUCCCUGGACCCUGGAACCCUGUGGACAGUGCCCUCAAGAAGAUCUCUGGCCCAGGAAGCAAUGAAAUACACUCAUCACCGUAUAUGCCUGAGAGCUGGGAACCCAUGGAGGUGGAACCAUAAGGGAUGAGAUUUUCUACAGCGCCUUGCAAAUCCUCAUUCAAACUUCCCUUGAAUUAGAAGUUGAAUAUCUGCUGUUUUAUACAUUUGGUUCCCUGUAACCUGGACAAUCAUUGAAGAUGGCCUGUAGAGUCUCCUAUUGAGUGGAAAUCAUUUGAAAUAUAAUGACAGAUCCAUAGGCAUGUUGCAGAUUUCUUUAGUAUAUAGUAUAAGCCAUAUCAGUUUGCUGUAAACAUUUUGCCCAUUGAAAUGUUACUAUGUAUAUUUGAUAUAAUAUUGAGAUUUUUUUAGUCGUAUUCUUGUACUAUUUUGAUAGAUAAUUUUAAUGGAUGGUUGUACAUAUAUACUUUGUCUUUUAGAGAGGUUUAUACCUUAAUUAC